CAAUAACCCCAGAUUGACGUCAGUCGGGAGCCGGGUUCGGUUAGCUGUCAUCUGCGUAGAAGGGAAGGGCAUGACAUGCACCGACAUUUUCCGGUGUACAGUUAUACAGUUAUACAUGCGUAGUAGCUUGUUAAAAGCAAACAAGUAUUUUGUGGGGUGUUAUUUCUUUAUGUGACAAAGUUAGCGGUGUAUUUCGUAUUGACUACGCACUGGCUAGCUAGCAGGCUAACUAGCUCUUAAUUUACUGUAACUGUUUAAAGGAGUUCAAACAGAAAGCCUCCGCAUGGCGUUAAUCCUGUUGACGAGGUCCCGGGCACCUUUAAUGAAAACAUCCAGGUCGUUGAAGAACGAAUUCAGGAAAAGUAAAGGGAAAGUACAAGAUGGUGCCUGUUUCAACUGCACAGCGCUCAGACUCUCCAGUCAAAAACUUGAUGGGCUCCGGCUGGGCAGUUUGGCCCAGGCCUCUCCCUCUGGCCCUUCCCUCCUCCUGUCAGAUGGGUACGUGGGCCCCAGCCAGAGCCCGGACUCCCAGCGCAUCCACUGUGCUUUUAUGUUGGGGGCCUCCUCUUCAGCGUACCCCGCCAUCACAACAGGGCCCCAGUGGACGUUAGCCCGACCGCAGGACAUCCGAGGUGUGAGGUGGAUUCACACCUCGAGGAGGAGAUGGGACGACUCCAAGGUGGAGAAGUCCCUGCGUAUAUUAAAGGACAAGAAAAAGACGAUGGAGGAAGGCGGGCCGGUGUACAGCCCCAUGCAGGAUUCAGAGCGCGUGAGGAGGUCCGUCCGACAGUGGAUUGUAGACGAAGUCAAACACUACUACCACGGCUUCAGGCUGCUGUGGAUCGACACCACCAUCGCUGGGCGCAUGCUGUGGCAGGUGCUGAACGGACACCCGCUGUCCCGCCGAGAGAGGAGACAGUUCCUCAGAACAUGUGCCGACGUCUUCAGGCUGGUGCCCUUCCUGGUGUUCAUCAUCGUCCCCUUCAUGGAGUUCCUGCUUCCUGUAGCUCUGAAACUCUUCCCCAACAUGCUGCCGUCUACCUUCGAGACAAAGUCAAAGAAGGAGGAGAGGUUAAAAACGGAGCUGAGAGUCAAACUGGAGAUGGCCAAGUUCUUGCAGGACACCAUCGAGGAGAUCGCUCUGAGAAACAAAGCGGACCAGGGCAACGUGACGGAGGAGUUCUCCACAUUCUUCCAGAAGAUACGGAACUCCGGGGAGCGACCCAGUAAUGAGCAGAUCAUCAAAUUCUCCAAACUGUUCGAGGACGAGCUGACUCUGGACAACCUGACCCGGCCUCAGCUGGUGGCUCUCUGCCGGCUCCUGGAGCUCCAGUCCAUCGGGACCAACAACUUCCUGCGCUUCCAGCUCAUCAUGAAGCUCAGGGCCAUCCGUGCCGAUGACAAGCUGAUAGCAGAAGAAGGGGUGGAGAGUCUGAACGUGAACGAGGUGCAGACAGCCUGUCGCGUCAGAGGGAUGAGAUCUCUGGGAGUCACAGAGGAACGACUGAGAGAGCAACUCGUCCAGUGGUUGGAGCUGCAUCUGAAGCAGCAGAUCCCCACCUCCCUGCUGCUGCUGUCCCGAGCCAUGUUCCUCCCCGACACCCUGUCCCCCGCCGACCAGCUGAAGACCACCCUGCAGACGCUGCCCGAAGUGGUGACUAAGGAGGCCCAGUCGAUGAUGGCAGAGAUGGAGCGCUCCAAAGUGGACAAUAAGGCGAAGCUGGAGACGAGGCUGCAGGAGGAGGCGGCCAUACGCCAGGACAACAAUGACCGCAAGAACGAGAGGCUGGCCGACGCUGCAGAGAAGGCUGCCAGGGAGGUUGAGUUGGAGAUGGAGGCGGAGCCGGUUCAAGCUGACAAGGCGGAGACACUGAGGGACACGGCACCGGUCAUAGAACCAGUCAAGUACGAACAGUGGCAGACAUUCCUGCGCUACCAGGGUGAGGAGAUCACCAAAGAGGAGAUCGACAUGUUGAGUGACGCAUGCUGUAAGCUGAAGGGCCAGAAGAGGCUGCUGACUCUGGAGAAAGAGGAGCUCGAAGACCUGAAGGACGACGUCCAGGAAUACAACGAGGAUCUGGAAGAGAUAAAGAAGGAGCUCUCUAAGACCGGACAAGAGAAAGCUCUGGAGGAGUCGAAGGCGAGCCAGCGUCUGUCGAAGAGAGUGAACCGAAUGAUCGGGCGCAUCGGUAAGAUCAUCGGAGAGCUGGAGAAGGACAAGGUCAUCCUGGACGGACAGAUGGAGAGUGGAACAACCCCACCUGUUGGUGUGUUCUACUCCUUCAGGGAGAACCUCAUCAGCAUCGACGAGCUGAUCAGCGUCAUGCGACAGAUCCAGAACAUUCCUGAGCACAAGCUGCAGAGCAUCGCCGAGUCGCUCGACGACAACAAGGACGGGAAGAUCGACAUCGACGACGUCAUCAAGGUGGUGGAGCUGAUCGACAAGGAGGACAUCGACAUCUCCACCUCUCAGGUGGCGGACAUCAUGGUGAUGCUGCAGAAGGAGGAGAAGCUGAUAGAGAAGGAGAAGGCCAAAGAGAAGGCUGAGAAGGAGGCAGCCACUUUCAAUAACUAACUUUUCAAUAAAGACACAUAGCGAUAUAUACAUAUAAAAAAGAGACCACUGACUGGCUCCCGGUCACAGAAAACUCUUCACAGCAGAUCGAUGUGGACGACCAUUAAGAGAGGUAACCGUUGCCUUCUCAAAAUGUCCUGAAAAUAACAUAAAAAAUCAUAAAAGAAGGCAAAUUGCCUUUAAAAACGCACAAAAUCUAACUUGAUAAUGUUAAACGUUUCUGUACUAAUCAUGUAAUAUGUGUUGAUUGUAUGUAACUUAUAUAUCAAUGAGUUAUUGAUAGAGGGAACACAAUGGUUAAUAUUCCAGCAUGAGAGAUGACAAAAGAGGAAGUUGUUUAAAGAUUAUGUUUGGAAAAUAUAUAUUGGGGAGAAAUAUUGUUUAAAGUUUGAGGUGAACCAUCUUACCUUUCUGUCAUCAUCUCAGAGAUCAUUUCUGGACCCUUCUCAGUCAUCUUCAUUACCAUCAUUUAUUUAUUUUCCUCUUUUGAUUUUGUUUAUUCAUCAUGCUCUCAUAUUGUAACCUUUUGUUAUUUCUUUCUGAACGGUUCUUGCACAGGGUAGCUUUUUGCUUGCGUUAGUGUAGUAUGGUGGCUGCUAACAAAUAUAUAAUCACACACAGAAAAUCCACAAAAAACAUUAAAUCAUGUGUGAGAUUAAAAUAAUGCUAAUUAUUCAAUCUAAUAAUAAAAAAUAAAAAUCCUAGCUUUACGUUCAUCAUUCCCAGUCAAUCAUAAGUACAUGGAGGAUUCAUGUGUUGGAUGUUAAUGACUAAAGUUAGCAUCAAUAUUAAAAACUACUGUACUGGAUUUUCUUUUCAUUUUGUACUUAAUAUUUUGUCUCAUUUUAGCACUUCAUAGUCAUUCUUGUGUAUUUUCAAUAGAUCUCUGAUAAAUGCCAAAAUUGCACUAUGGCACAUUUAAUCAUAGCUUUUUGAUUCCUAAAACCAACAAACAAACAAAGCCGUUAAGACUGACUUAUAUUCCUCAGCAGUAAGGGUAGUGCGUGUCUUGACACAAAAACAGCCAAACAAUUGAAAUACCAGUCAGUUGUAUAGAGUAGAAAAGUGUUUAUUUGUUUCGUUUUUUUCUGGUUUCUGUCUCGGAAAGUAUUUUCCAGUUGUUUGGAGGUUGUCUGCUCGGAAGGUGGAAGUAGUUUAUCUGCAACUAGUUCAUCUUACGCACAUGAGUAGUGUGAUAACUCGUAAUCCUGACCUCCAUAGCUUGAAUACUAAGUGACCUUUGCUUGACAGAGAUAUUAUGGAUCACAAACGGCUGUAUAUUUUUUGAGUACUAUACGGUAGAUAGUCUUCACAGAGGAUUUACUUGAUGUAAUUUGGGCUGAAAGACGCUUUGUUGUAGUUGAAGGUGGUUAGAGGCACACACUGAGUUAUUUAGCACUGCAGCCAUGAAUGUCAAGUCAACUGAGCUUUACGUCCCUUUUCAACUGUGUUCACACUGCAGGCAGCCUGGCCACUGCAUUUUGAAGUGCUGCAAUUCAUAUUUAUUUUGAUUUUAUUUGAUGCGCUUUGUUUAAACGUUAAUAACAUGUCAAACAAUGGACAAGAUGACGGUUUCAAAUGAUGAUUUUUAGUCUGUCCAACAGCCAUAAUCGGGGUUUGGAUUCAAUUGGUAAAAAUAAAACAGGAAAAAUUAGCAAAUUCUUAUCAUUUAGAACUUGGACACAGCCAUCAUUCAUUUUUUGCCGAAUUCAUGUCUUACACAAGUACUAUAUUUUCAAAAUGGAGGUCUCUCUCAAUCAGCUCAUUGUUUAAUUGAAUACUUUCAGCACACUGAGUUGUUUGUCUAGUGGCUCCAGUGUGAUCCCACAGUAAAGGGAAGAUUUAGUGUUGGGUACUCUGUGGUGGAACAAACACUUUUUCCUCCAUGGUAACCAGAGAGGAGCUCAGGUGUAAACGUCAGAAGACAAAGUGGUGCUUGAGAUAGCGUUGAGAGGACGGCGCUUCAUUGAAUCUGUUCCCGGAAUCUGCUGUCAUACGUGUGCGUGAUUUAGAGCUCGUGGUGCUCUGUCCCGGGUCAGACCCAGCGCUGCAGUCACUCGGAUGGGUGCUGAUGGGUAAACACUCGCCCCAUACAUGGGCCAGCCAGCUCCUCUGGAGGGUUGUGUUUAUGUUAGAGACGAUCCUGCGGCACAUGGCAUGCUCUGCGCCGCAUAAAUCAGCCGUCGGUGUAAACGCUGUGACAACGUCUCUAUUACACUUGGCAGCGGAGAGGGGUGUUUGUGGUCGGGUCGGAGGAGUGUGUGUACGUUAGCAGCACUGCCACUGUCUCUAGGCGCCGAGGGGCCAAAGGACCGGGGGUAUAUGUGUGAUAGUGAUGUAUACCAGGGCAUCAAGGUCUGGAGAGGAUUGAAAUGGUAUGUGUGUUGAUGCAGAGCGCUCCAGGAAAACUAAAUGUAUUCAUCUGUUAAUAAUUUAAUCUGUAAAAAGUGAUCUGUCAGCACCCAGGUUUUUGUCCAACCAACAGUCGAAAACCUCAAUCAUUUGUAUUUACAAUCAUUAACCUAAACUCAAAAGUGUUUGGCAUGUUUAGUGAGCGAAAUUAUUAAAAACAAGUGAUCUGUUAUUUUCUGUCGAUAAACGAAUUAACCAACCAUUUCAGUUCUAAAUUCUUCGCAUCUUCAAGGUAAUCUUUUUGUGUAACAAAGCCCAAACAUUUUACAAAACUAUAGGAUAUUCAAUAUAGAAGCAGAAAAUGAAAAUGUGCUAAUUCUUACACGUAAAAUGGUUGCAGAUAUUAUCAAACAAUUGUAUAUUCUCGCAAAUAUUGUGCUACUAAAGACCUAUAAAAUAACUUCAUACACUGGUCCUUUGGACAUUAUAUUUCGGACAUGCUAGCAGGAUAUGAUAAUAAAACAUGAAAACCUGACGAACCUAAAAAUGCAUUCAUGAAAUUCUGGAGAAAACAAUUACAUUUUUUAUAAAGAACAACAUAAAGGAACCAUGAUAUGAAAGCAGAAUGCUACAUGACAACAUUUAAAAAAGUUUGCCUAUAUUUACAAAACUUAGAUUGUUAUUUACAAAACCUCUGCAGGCGUGCAUGGUGGUUUGUGAUUGUGUGUGGAGCGGAGCAGCGUUCAAAGCUCACCGCUGGCAGCAGUGUUGCACUAUGUUUCAGAAAAGUCUUUCUAAGGGAGGAAGAGAGGAGGGAUACCGUUGGCAGCAGAGGCAUUUUGACAGCGAGCUUGUUUUUCAUUGGAAACAAAGUCCAGUAUGCAGGAGUCUUGUUUUUUUCUCUUUUGGUGACUUUCAUUUGACAUUUUAGACUCAUUGGAAGAAGAAACGGCAGAUUUGAGCUCGCUGUCUCUGACUGUCCUCUGCUAAGUAUUUCCAAUGUGUAAAUAAUACACUAUUUGUUUUUGAUACCGCAGGUGUGUGUGAACUGCUAUGUGAGCUGCUUUGUCGCGAUCUACGAUAUAAAAACCGUCCUUAAAGAUUCCUGUAGAGUUUGAGGAGUUGUAUGCUAGAAGAACAAAUACUUAAAGCAAUAAGUCAUUGAUGCAUCAUGUGCAUAACCUUGUAUUUCCCUUUCUUCCUUUUUGAGGCAGAGGUGUGUUUGAUUGUAAUAUAUGUAAUUUAGAGUCAGUAAGAAAAAAGGCUGCUAUAACCAAAAAUGUGUGGUUUUUGAUGGUCUGAUUUUUGGGAGGUGAUGCACUAGUUGGUGAUUAUUGUAUGGAACUAUAUAUUUUUAAGAAUCCACUUUUUCCAGGAAGCUACCCUUUUGUAGGAUCUUUAAAAAUAUAUGAGAUUUAUCUUUGGGUGGAAGUAGGGGGAAAGGCAGCUGGAGACUGAAACCAGGAUCAGGAGAGUUGUUUAAAGUCAGGGAAACAUGAUGAGGAGGAGUCGGAGUCUAACUGGAGCAACGAUCAGGUUCAUACUCUGGUCUGGAAACUAAGAAAAUAAUCAGGUGGAGAAAACGUUUUAAUUAAUAGCACAUCCACCAUCUUUUAUCACGAGUUCAGGUGUGUUCAGGCAGAAGGCUAAGCAUAUAUUCCUCACUUUUCUACCAGUUUCAAAUGUAGAAAAUACAUAUAUAUUCAAGAUUUGUUUGCAUGUGUGGAAAUGGAAAGACGCAUUUUUUUAACAUUUCCAAGCGCCGAAAAUAAAAUGCUCUUUGCCUUCUGUCUGAACCGGUCUGUUCACAGUAAAUAAUUAAUUUCACAUUUUUAAAAGCCCCGUGUUGGCUAGCCACUUUUAGUUUACAUGACAUUAAUCCCAAACAAUAAUCAAAUUUAAUUCUAAAAAAUAAAUGCAGGAAUCCAGUGUUGGUCUUUGAAGUUUUAAUAAUCUAACAUCAGAGAAAGAAAUCAGGUAACAUCUCAACUCGGUUUGAAAGGUGCGGUGAAAUCAUGCAGUAUAAAGACAAAGCCUGCUGGAGGUUUAGUUUUGAGAUAAUUGUCAUGUUAUUUAUUUAUUUAAUCAAAUUUUGCAAUGUUUUUUUUUUUUCUUCCUCCAAAUGUGGACAUGUUCUUUGACAACAUGACCUGAUAUCAGAAUUUAGUUUGACUAACUUGACCCUCAAAUGUACGAAAAGCUUCAUUUAUUUUUAAACACAGAUCAAGUGUCAAUGUACAGAAACUUUUAAAAAUGAAUCAUACAUGUUGAAUAAAUUAUGGAUGAUCCUGGAUUCUCUUUUUUGUUUGAUUUUGUUUUCCCAUCACUCAUGCUUUGUCUCAUUUCCACCCAGCCAUUUUAGUUUGUGUGUGUGUGUGUGUCAUCUCUAAAGCUCUCCAUGCAGACAUUUUGUGUGUUUUGUUAUCCCAAACCCUCAAUCUUCACAUCACUGCCUCUCCCCACAAAGCCUCCGUACUCCACAGCUGGAGCUCAACCCGGCUAAAAUGUUAAAGUCUGAAUGUUAACAGAUUAAAGUAAAGUCCACAGACGCAUCGAGGCCAUUACAGAUCUUGUUUUUAAGUCCUUAUGCACACUGAACGUCCUGUAAAACGCCAUCAUUGGCUAGGCUGACAUGCUUUCUUCUUGCAGGUUUCUGUUGAAUAUUUAAUCAUUUCCUUUUGCAUUAAUGGCAAAAAGAAAAAUUAUUUUAUUUUGGCGGUGUGUCCCUGCUUAUGUGAUGCUCUGGAACAGAUCCAAACAAAGCCUGAAAAUACCAGAUACACAACAUUUAAUGAGUACAGUUUAAAAUGUGAAUACAGGAAGAGGCUGAGCAGGCAGAGUGAGUCUCAUUCAGAACAGAGAGCGUGUUAACCAAUGGUAAUUGCAUAAGCCUUACAGCCUUGAGUAUUCCUUGUGUUAACAGAGGUUGAGAAGUAAUGAACUUACUUUAGAGCAGCACGUCACUGUAAGAAGCUAAUGGUAUCUGAAAGUGGGUCCCAGGAAUGUAUAACGUUUGCACAGGUAUGUUCUGUAAAUAGUAAGUAGAGGUAUAAUUGUAUAUAAGAUUAAAUAUGGGUUGUUUAAAGGCAGAAUUCUGCAAAAUGAAACGUAUGGGUGUCAUUUUUAUGUGGUUUGGAAAAUGUUGGAUUUAUUUAGAUGUACUCAUUAUUUCCCCGAGGCACAAUUAAUAAUCACAUCUAAAGUUGCAGGGGUCUAAAAAACAUUUCUGGUGUUCGCUGCAGUCCUUCCUAAAAAACACGAAUAUUACUAAUGAAGCUUUUUCGUCGGCUUUUAAUGCCCAUAUAUAAGUUUGACACGUUUACUCUCCUUCAAUCCAGUUUGUUUUGUCUUUUGUUUCAAUUUCAUCCAUUUUCCAUCGGUUUUACCCUCAUAUUCAUAUAUCAUGAACAUAUGUCAAUAUCUGAUGGAGAUGAUAAAGAUUUUGCACAAGUUAAAUGAACCUUUUCUGAAGAUUCAAAUAAUAAUAAUAAUAAUGGGCCUUUUGACUCUUAAAACGGCUUUUAAGAACAUUUUCCAAUGUAAUUCCUAGAAGUUUGAUGAAUAUGGGCUCGGGAUGAGAUGUUUACGAGCGAAACUUAAAGGGAGAUUCAGUGUAGAAAAUACUAUCUAAGUGAUCCUCAAUCCUGGGACUCAGCUCCCUUAAGUGGACACUUGAAGCAGCAGAUUGAGGUCCUCACUGCUGCAUAAACAGUAUGUGGACCUUCUUUUAAAGUAGAAUUUUACUGUAAAUAAGUUAAGGAGCUCGCUAGAUGUCUCACUGUGCAGCACUUAGUCCCAUCGCAGACUGCAUGCUCGAGUAGAAUAAAACAUAAAACUCUUCUAUCGGUGUAUAACCUGAGUCUGUACAACAUGUAUUUGUAUUUUUCACAUUUUGGGGUAUUUUCCUGAUGUUAGAUCUCUGCUGAGAAAAACACACAGACUCUCCUCACAGCUUCAGUGUUCUGUAAAGUUUUCUCAAAUAUGUAAACUGACUGGGCGUGCUUCACUCAGAUACUUAAGGAAAGAACUAUAGGAAUCCUAAAAGCCAAGAAGAAGAUUGAGAGGAAGGGGUGACUUGUUUUGACUCAAAUGUCCUCUCCUCACAGGUGCUUCAUGCUUUGUACUGUAAUUUAUUUAUUCUGGAAGUCACAUGUUUUUUUUUAACAUCAGUGCCUGAGGAUCAUUUUAUUGACCACAUCCAAGUCCCUGUGGUUGAUUAUGUUCUGUUGUGGUUUCUUACAACCAGUUGUCAUGUUGGUUAUGUUAUUCUUUUAACCACAUGAACUCUUAACAUCUUGUUUGAAAAAAGAUUGUGGUGUUGAGAAAUGUUGGGUUAAUUCAUCGUUUCUUCCAGAGCAUCAUUGAUAUUUUCUUAGGGGCAAAAUGUCAUUUUAGAAGUGACAAUUUCAUAACAAAACAAUGAGGUAUUUAUUAUGAAACAUGAUUUCCCACUCAAUUUUGCCCCAACAAUAAACUGUACUUAACUUUCUUGGAAACAAAACUUUUAAACAAACUAUUUUAAAGUUUUUAUCUUUAAACAGCUUAAAAAAAGAAGGCAAUGCAACUUUAUUUGUAAAGCAGCUUUCCUACAUUGAUCAAUUCCAGCUGAAAAACACACAAGCCUAACUCAACCACAUUGGUGCUCACAGAUAAUAUAAUGCCUUCCAAGUCGUGCUGGUUUGAAAGCCCCCCCCCCCCCCCCCCCGCCCCCCUUAAUUACAUCUUAAGGGCUUUUAAAAAAUGCAAUAAUGAUAUUUAUUAAUAAGGUAUAACGAAUGUAUAUUUUUAAAUGUAUCACUUGGUGUUAUGACUAUACUCUAUUUACAUGUUCGAGUUGCUUCAUCAACCUCUAGUUUUUGCUUCAGGCUUCUUCGGUUUAUUUGUGAUGGUAUUUCCACACCAUGUUAAAGAUUUUGGAAUUUUCCAUCUGUCACGACAUCUGAAUGUCCUGUCUGACUACAAAGAGCUGGGGAGAGUAAAACAGUUUGGAAAUCAUACAAAACAGGAAACAACAGCUGUUGAAUAACACUGGGAUUUGUAUUCAUAGUGAGAAAAGAACAUAGCGUCGAUCAUCAAUGUAAAUCUUCACACAGAUGCAGAAGUUUAUAAAACUGAAAAGUGUUUAUAGUGAAACCACACUGUUGUCUGCUUCAGUAUAAAACUCACAGGGCUGUCUAAACGAACAUCUGGAUGGUUCGCCAGCUGCUGUGAUCACGCUGUUAUUCACAUCGCUUGAAACGAACUGCAAUACAUCUCGCUGCUGUCUGUGCUUCUGCCUUCAGUAGUAGUGGUCUAUUCUAUCUGUUAAUGAAUACAACCCAUUUUAAAUAAACACAUACUGAUACUU
Gymnodraco acuticeps is the source of this 10274-nucleotide messenger RNA. It is a transcript of the gene letm1, whose product is annotated as leucine zipper-EF-hand containing transmembrane protein 1. The record is from RefSeq and is a predicted model, not a curated record. Gene Ontology annotation, cellular component: mitochondrial inner membrane. Gene Ontology annotation, biological process: intracellular monoatomic cation homeostasis. The coding region runs from base 284 to 2575 and encodes 763 amino acids. Lineage: Eukaryota; Metazoa; Chordata; Actinopteri; Perciformes; Bathydraconidae. The transcript is spliced from 15 exons. Gene Ontology annotation, molecular function: calcium ion binding; ribosome binding.